UGCUGCCGCUGGGUCAGUGUCAUGCCGUCUUUUAAUAAUAACAGAGUCAAAACAGCGACAGCGAGGAGAAGCUGGGGAAACACUCACAUCAGCAUUUCUGCUUUUUGAGACGAGCCAACGUGGACAAUGUGACAUAACCCAGCUGCAACUUCCGAUACAAAAAGAUUAAACGCCCUUUAUCCACCUUUUUAUUCGUCUUUCACGACCUCUUCAGGGCUGCUAUUGUCUCACUCACCUUUGACACAGCUGGCGGGCAGUCACCGGCUCUACUUGUGCACUUCAUUGCGGUCAUCCAUCUGCGAGGAGGCCUGCGGUUUGUUGGUAAACACGAAUCGGAUCCCGACGGCAAGGACUCCAUCUGGUGCAUUGAUGCACCCGUUUCAGUGGUGUAACGGGUGCUUCUGUGGUCUCGGACUCGUUUACUCCAACAAGUCGUGCACCAUGCCGCCCAUCACCUUCCAGGACCUACCUCUCAACAUCUACAUGGUGAUCUUCGGGACAGGCAUCUUUGUCUUCAUCCUGAGCCUCAUCUUCUGCUGUUAUUUCAUUAGCAAACUACGACACCAAGCACAGAGUGAGCGGUUUGGAUACAGAGAGGUAGUUUUAAAAGGAGAUCCAAAAAAGUUGAGUCUUCAUGGGCAGACGUGCGCUGUGUGUCUGGAGGACUUCAAAGUGAAAGACGAGCUGGGAGUGUUGCCAUGCCAACAUGCUUUCCACAGGAAGUGUUUGGUAAAGUGGCUGGAGGUGCGCUGCGUCUGCCCCAUGUGCAACAAACCCAUAGCCGGCCCGCCCGAGCCGCAGCAUAGUAUAGGAACUCUGCUGGAUGAACUGGUAUAACCUCUCAGCCUCAACCAGCCUGGUUGGGACGCCGACGCCCGGCCAAACUAGCUGGUGUGAGUUACAGACCAUCAGGAAGAGGGAGACCGCUUUGCUGUUUAAACACGGCAAAGCACAAAAAUGAACUGAAGGAUGCUGUUGCCUAGCAACAAUCUCCAUGAUAGCAACACAACACCUUGUGGUUGAGAUUAUCUUCAGCCGCCCACACAUCACUCCAGCCCUCUCCUUUCACGAUCCCGUUCUACAUGCCUUUUCUCCACGUCCCUCACAUCCUCUCUUGUUGGUUCGACUGAGGUUAACAACAGCACUGAACGGAGGGCAGUUUUUUCUCACUGAAGUGGACAAAUGAGUGUUGAUGAACAGCAGUGCUCGCAAGAAGAUGCUGAUCCCCCCUGAGUGUGUAUCAAUGCUGCCUGUCAUGUGCUACCUGGGGUUAAAUAUUAUCCAUAUUGGCUGAGUUAUUUAAAACUCAAAUGGGAAAAAUUAUUCCAGUACGUGGCACUCCAUGAAUUUUUUUCAGUUGACAAGUUUUGAGACAAAAUUAUAGUUUGUGUUUGACAUUCCCAGCAGUAGCUCAAGGUCAGUUUUUAAGAUGCAGUAGAAAAGAAGAACAAACUGCAGCCGAGGAGAAAAAAUAUCACUGUAGCAAAGAGGGCUUAACCCUUCUGAGGCCCUGGGACCAUUUUUGGUCCCCAGGGCUCUAAAGGGAUGCAUUUUUAAGGGUCAGCGAAGGGUUAAUAAAACUAAGAAAUACUUUUUUUAUGAUUAAAUUGAGGUCAUGCUGCUUAAAAUUCAAGGAAACGGUUAUUCAUAUUGCAUUUAUUCAGAUGAACUCAGAACAGUGGUAGAAAAAGAGCGGGACAUGAAGCUGCCCUUGCUCACAUGUAGCACGCAAAAGGUGAUGAAUUUACUAGAAAUGUUCUGAAAGGCUGAGCUGAGGCGUGGUGCCUAGGUUUAAUGUGCAGAAGACCCGUUUGCUGUGAAUCCUCCAGACAGUUGGCUGCUCUAUAUAUAGAAAAAAGUCCAGGACUGCCGAACGUUUGUAAAAACAGCCUUCGAGAUGCAGCUCCAGCUUUCGUCCAUGUGUGGUAAACGUCUGCAUCAAGUCUCUUACAAACCAGUUAUUUCUGAUAUAACGUCUAAAAUCCAUACUGGUGCCAACCCCUACAGUACCACAGGCUCUAGCUGUUUUCUGUUGUUGUUGUUCAAGGGGAUGUUUUAUUGUCCUGUUGUGUUCUCAUGUUAAUAUAGAAGGAACACAUCCUGACGUUCACGCUAACAGUUUUGUUGAAAUGUGUUGAAAGGUUUUUUAUUUUUAGGUUUUGCACUUUGAAUUCGGACACACACACACACACACACACACACACACACA
Messenger RNA from Maylandia zebra (zebra mbuna), 2209 nucleotides. It is a transcript of the gene rnf122, whose product is annotated as ring finger protein 122. NCBI's taxonomy places the organism in Eukaryota, Metazoa, Chordata, Actinopteri, Cichliformes, Cichlidae. Gene Ontology annotation, cellular component: nucleus. Gene Ontology annotation, biological process: ubiquitin-dependent protein catabolic process. Gene Ontology annotation, molecular function: ubiquitin protein ligase activity. The record is from RefSeq and is a predicted model, not a curated record.